Mytilus californianus (California mussel) is the source of this 2652-nucleotide messenger RNA. RefSeq lists its product as uncharacterized. Gene Ontology annotation, molecular function: zinc ion binding. The record is from RefSeq and is a predicted model, not a curated record. The coding region runs from base 420 to 1877 and encodes 485 amino acids. The transcript has 5 exons. NCBI's taxonomy places the organism in Eukaryota, Metazoa, Mollusca, Bivalvia, Mytilida, Mytilidae.
UUUACAAUUUUAAAUUACGUCUUAUGAUUGUCGGCCAAGGUCGUAUAACAUAUAUGAAAAUGGAGUUAAAAUCAGAAUUCUUAUUCUUUCUUAUGCCAAUAAUUCUAGGGUAUGCUCCUGACAUAACAACUAUCCAAAUCGAGUUAUAAGGAAAAUCGACUGAUAUUGACACUACCUAAGUCUCACGGUCACCAUCACAAAUUGGUUGACCGAUACCAAGUAUUUGUGUCUCAACUCUCUAGCGACAUAGAUAUAUACUUCUUCGGAGUCGUCUAUCUGUGUCAAUAUCGACCAACAAAAAAAAACAAAUUAAGAAGCAGACCUUCUAGUUUCGGAAGUUCCAAUUGAAAAAGAGAUGUUUUACCUUUAACAAGAUACAUGUGUGCCUGAAAGGAACGUUUAUUAACAACACGUUAGUUAUGUCAUGUUAUGUUUCGGAGCUGAAAUUUGAUGUUGAAAUAACCGAUCCAUCAGACAAAUUGGUAGCAAAAUGUGUGGCACCAGUCAGGACCGAACUUAAGGGGUUGUGCACAAACCAGAGAACGACCCAAGAUCUAUCCACCAAUAUAACGACUUUAACUGUCGAUAAAACAGAGCAAAAUAACAUAACUGGUACAUGGAAAUGCAGUCAUGGCACGAAUCGUGAUUUCGAUUUAUUUGAUGUCCAGGACAAUUACGACGUCACUACAUAUAAUAAGCCACCAGAUUUCUUUAAAAAGAGUUCUCAAAGAAAUGAUGAUGGAAAACCCUUACUCAAAGAUUCGAAUGAUGAAAUCCUGAUCGCGAAAAGUUGUUGCUGUAAAACAUGUGAUCAAAUGACAGCCUUUUCAUUUUGUUUUGAGUGUAAAGAAUUUUAUUGCGAAUCAUGUUCCGAGCACCAUGGCCAGGAACCACCGUCUCAUACAAUUUUUCAAGUAAAACACAUUGAAACAGGCAGUCACAGUGUAAAGUGUAUGACAUGCAGUACUGGUAAUCCUGUUAAAGUUUGUUUUCAGUGCAAAAGACUUUUGUGUAGAGAAUGUUUAUGUAACCAUGUACAUAAAUCUUUAUUUAUAGAAAAUGAAACUAUAAAUAAAAAAGAUUGUGAACAUUGCAUUGUUAAAAUGGAUGAGGAUAUUGAGCGGUGUUUUACAAUACCGAUACCAGUAGACAAGUUACAUGUUCCAACUAGGAUUUGUGGUUUUGUCAUCCUAGAUGAAGAAAGGAUUGUCAUAGCUGAUUAUAGUAAUAGGGUAUUAAGAGUAUUGUCAGUGGUUAAUUCUGGAAAGAAAUUUGAACCGAUCAUAUUAGCUGGUGAACCCAGAGGAAUAGCUAGGAUGUUCGAUAGUAGGUUUGCUGUCACAUUUCCACAUGAUCGGAAAAUACAAAUUUUCGAUGUCACAUCUGUAGACCCUUCGAGUUCAAUGAAAGACAAACUUGAUAUGCAUUCUUAUGGAAAACCUUUCAGUAUCACUUAUAAUCAAGACAUAUUUGCAGUAGAAAUAGAUGAACGCGAAGAUGGCUACAUACUCAUCCUGACGAUAGACGGUGUCUGCCUUCAUAAAAUACAUCAGGCUAAACAAUAUGCCUACUUUACUGGACAUACUAUAAGACUUGCCUUGGACAAAGCAAACCAGCGUUUAUUCAUUUCUGCAAUGAGUAAAAGGGCAGUCACGUGCAUAGAUUUUAAGGGACAGAAAAAAUGGUCUGAACAGCUUACAAGUCCAAGAGGUUUAUUCUUUCUACAAGAUCUUGACAAAUUGAUACUUGCAAGUAAACGGCGGAAUGCUAUUUAUCAACUAAACACCCUCAAUGGAUAUGGUAGGAUCUUGGCUUCAUGUGGUGACAUUAUAUCACCUCGAUAUGUUGCUUAUGAUCAAAGAACAAAACUUCUGUGAGUACAAGCAUAUGGUGAUGAUGAUGAAGAUAAGAUUGUUGUGAUGAAAUAUAAGUAAACAAUGUGUUUUGAUGGAAUUUUAAAAUAUGACUACAAUGUAUUUUUGUAAACGUUGCAUUUCCUGUCGAUGGUCGGUGGAUUUCUCCGGGUAAUACAGCUUUCUUUAACAAUAUAAACAGGCCGCCAUGAUAUAGCCAAACGUGCUUAAAAUGGCGUUAAUCGUUGUUCACGUUAUCGUCUCCAAUCAUAUAUCGUUGGUAUAUUAACCCGAAUAAUUCAGUCCCUCCCCGUGAUCGACUCUCCCACUCGUUAAUGUAGCCAUCAUAGAGCAGUGGAAUAUAACGACUGAAUUAUUCGGGUUAUUGGUAUAUUGGUUUUUUUCUAAAUUUAGUUCUUUUUUCAUAUUGUCUUACAUAAGAAGAUGUUGUCAUUAAAGAUAUCAUCAUUAAGAAAUAUCCAACACGAUAUGAUGUUUGGUAUACAGUUUUAAAAUACUAAUGUUUUUGGACAGAUCAAAUUUACUGCAAAAUGUAGUUUUUGAAUAUCAGGAGAUGUGAGGUAUUCAUUAAUGCGAUAGUAUAAAGACAUUUACACAGCGAAUAACACUGGUGGAGAUGCCCUUGUUUCUGAUUGUUGAAGGCCCUAUGGUGACUUGUAGUUGUUUACAUUCUCGUCCUCUAGAUCUGGUAGAUAGUUGUAUCAUUAGCAAUCAUACCAUAUCUCCGUAUUUCAUAUCGUUUGAAAUGAAGGGAUUUGAGUAAAAGAAGUUCUUGGUG